AUGUACCAGAAAAUCCAUAUUGAUAUAUUUUCUUUCUUUAUCGUCGUUUCCUUUUCGCUCGGUACCCUUCAUCGUCUCCCUCUUUUAAAAUUUAUUCGCUAUACCGUCACCCCCCCCAUUCUCCAUCAACCACUCACCUUCAUUUCCACCCAACUGCCUCAAUUCUUUCUUGUAUAUUUCCUGGAUUUUUUUUGUACAUUUCUUCCUUCUUCAGUUCUUUCUUGUACAUUUCGUGUUAUUAUUUUUUGUAAAUUGCCUCCUUCUUCAGUUCUUUCUUGUACAUUUCCUGGUUUUUCUUGUACAUUUCCUCUUUCUUCAGUUCUUUCUUGUAUAUUUCCUGGAUUUUCUUGUACAUUUCUUCCUUCUUCAGUUCUUUCUUAUAUAUUUCGUGUUUUUUUUUGUACAUUGCCUCGUUCUUCAGUUCUUUCUUGUACAUUUCCUGGUUUUUCUUGUACAUUUUCUCGUUCUUCUUCUUCUACUACUACUACAUUUCCUUCUUUUCCAUCAAAAUUUCCUUCUUCAUCUUCUCCUACAUUUCCUCGUUCCUUUUUCAACAUUUCCUCCUUCUUCUACAUUUCCUUCUUUUUCCUUCUACACUUCCUCCUUCUUCAGUUCUUUCUUGUACAUUUCCUUCUUCUUCUUCUACUACGACCAUUACUACAUUUCCUUCUACUUCUACAUUUCCUUCUUUUUCAACAUUUCUUUUUUCUUUGUUAUUGUCACAAUAUUUCGGCCGUUGUUACAGCUGGACAAUCUUUAUUCCUGUCAUAA
Molecule: messenger RNA, 771 nt
Organism: Acanthosepion pharaonis
Lineage: Eukaryota; Metazoa; Mollusca; Cephalopoda; Sepiida; Sepiidae
Source: the annotation of a GenBank genome assembly